Molecule: messenger RNA, 2589 nt
Organism: Monopterus albus (swamp eel)
Lineage: Eukaryota; Metazoa; Chordata; Actinopteri; Synbranchiformes; Synbranchidae
Gene: znf16l
Product: zinc finger protein 16 like
Exons: 3
Coding region: 165-1823 (552 amino acids)
Biological process (GO): regulation of transcription by RNA polymerase II
Molecular function (GO): RNA polymerase II cis-regulatory region sequence-specific DNA binding; DNA-binding transcription factor activity, RNA polymerase II-specific
Source: RefSeq, a predicted model, not a curated record
AACGUGAUGAUCCUUUUAUUUUGAAUACGGAUUCCUGUUACAUCCGGUGUUCCUCACACUAAGUCUGACCAGCCUAAAUACUGUAUUAUAGCAUCAUCCAAACACUAGCUUUCUGAGUAGCUUUUAGCUAGCUAAAGUAUCCUCAAGCUAAUCUAAACUAAUCUAUGAGUCGCAAAAAGACCUACACUUUCAGUGAAACGAGCCUGUCUCCUGAACUCCACGGCGCCUUCAUGGAGCCUCCCGGUUCAGCGAGCCGAGCCGAGGGCGAUUUUCUGGAGCUGGAACCCGACGAGGAGCUGCUCUGCACGGUCAGCGACAUCACCGAGCAUCUCGGCAGAAAUAUAACUGUGGUACUUGAGACAGCGCUGUCUGAGAUCCGCAAGAUGGUCAGCAUCAGAAUACGAGUCCUGAAAAUGGAGCUACGCGAGAAGAGUGAAGAAAUCGAAAUGUUAAAGGCCAAACUGGAUACAGCGCAGAGGGAUGGUAGAGACCCUUUCCCCGGCGUUACGACCACGGAGGCAUCUAUAGAGACUGGCUACAAAAAACCGGACUUCAGCCCUGGAACCAAGCACAACAACGCCGAUCCGAGGAGAGCCAAAGCUGUCAUGCCUGGUGUGAAAAAGGAGAAUAUAGAUGCUAUUUGUGACUAUCUAAUGAAAGACAAGAACUCGAAAGGUUGUGCUGAAAUGGAGGGAGACCAAGCCAGCGGCGACAGGGAGGCUCGCCAGGAGCAGGACGCGCACUCCCUCAACCUGUGGCCGGACAGCGGGAUGGCUGGCUCCAGGCCUGGGCACGGAGACUCCGAGUCCACCACAGAUGACAUCUUCAGCAUGCUUCCUUCUGGCAGCAAACGGAUGUAUGACUACGAAUGGAUAGCACCAAUGGAGUAUUCCUCAGAGCUGAAAGUCAUGAAGGAGCCUGAGGGUGAGAACACCCCAACCAGCGAGACGGAGGAUGACAAUAAACACGAGUCGUCGAGGAGGGAGGAGGGUGAUCUUGACCAGGCCCAGGUUCCGCUCCCACACACCCAUCCCCCUGAUUUCUCUAUGGAGCCCCAGAGCUCUCCGGGGGAGGGAGGGAGUCCGUUGGAGGGCAGCACAGACAGGCCCGAGGCAGGUCAGCAGUUCCUGAGUCACACCUACAUCUGCUCUUUGUGUGGAACUUUCUGCCCUGAUUCUGUUUUCCUGGAGGAGCAUAUUAAAGUGAUACAUUCAGGUUCCGCUGGUGUCCAGGCACUGCAGACCCUGCAGUCAACCUCCUCCACUUCACCCACCAUGGGGGAUGGCAGUAGUAACUCCAGGAGAGGUGGAGGAGGUCAAAAUGAGGAUGGCACAGGACCAGGGACUGGCGUCAGUAUCGGUCGGGGAGGGCGGCCUGUGAAAAAAGAGAUUAAAAUCGAAGGAGGGUAUGAGUGUGGGGACUGUGGACGGCAUUUUAAUUACCUCGGAAACUUGCGGCAGCACCAGCGUAUCCACACUGGAGAGAAACCUUUCAUGUGUCCAGAGUGUGGAGAGAGGUUUCGCCAUGCAGCCCGGUUAAAGAGCCACAGGCUGGUGCACAGUGGAGCCCAGAGCCCCUUCCCCUGCCCCCAGUGUGGCAAAGGUUUCUCAGUACUGUCUGGACUCAAGAGACAUCAACGGGUGCACACCGGCGAGAGCCCGUAUGCCUGUCCUCAGUGUGGCCGGCGCUUCAAAGAGCUGGGGAACCUGUACACUCACCAGAGAAUCCACAGCGGGGCCACGCCUUACUGCUGCCAGCAGUGUGGGCGCAGCUUCCGCCACCUGGGAACAUACAAGAGCCACCGCUGCACCCCAGCACAAUAACCAGCCCAGCUGCUCACUGACAACUGAUCACAUGAAAUUUAAAAUGCAUGUCAAAGACAAUAUAUGGUGCUGACUCUGAGGUGUGUGUCUGCAUUGUGCGACUGUCUGCUGUCACUGUGGGAGGUGCUGGUCAGGUGGAGAACAGGGCUGGAUUUUUGAGAUGCUGGCUGGGCUUUUAUUUUAUGCUACAUUCAUGGCAUUUCUGCUUAGGCAUCAAUAAACACUGUGUCUUUAAGUACAAAAGUGGUUCUAGCACAACAAACUCCUGUUAAGACAUAAUGAAGUAAGUUACAUUCGUGAGGGUAUUUUGAACAAUGGCAAAAGCCAAAACAGGACAGCUCGGUGAAAUACAACAAUGAAUCCGUUUGAAAAGAUGUAGGUAUGCAUUAUUAUUCCGUUUACUGAGUUCCACCUUGAUCUGCUGAGCCUCAAGUAUGCCUUACUCUGUGGAGAUGGGUGGAUAUUAACAGUAGUAGCGUAACACCAUCACCCACAUAUGGACCAUGUGUGUAACUGCAGAAAAAGAAGAUCUGGGUCAUACAGUAUUACUGAUAGUCCUUCAUCAAGAUAUGUUUUUUUUGCUAUGUGUAGAGCAGAACGCUGAUCAUGUAACCAGUGUUAUCUACAACCAUGGCCAAAAAUACUGGCACUCCUGCAUUUUUAUCAGAUAACGCACCGCUUCUCCAAGAAAACUGUUGCUAAGUCUUUGGUAUUCUCAUGUUUAUUUCUUUUGUUUGCACUAGAACAGAAAAAGCGGAUUCUGAUC